GCAGGACAACAGCUUGGUGGUGCUCUGCGAGGACCGCGGUGCCAGCCUUUUCGCAUCUUCGAAGACGAUGUUCCAGUGGGCCGCGGACGUGGAGAACCUGAGCAAUCUGCAGGAGGAGCAGACGAAGGAGCUCACGAAGUGGCUGAAACGGUUUUUUCCGGAGGAGUAUUCCUAUGGCGGCCUUUUCAAGUUCGAUUCGCACAAGGUUCUCGCAUUGGGCGGCACCGUGGAGCACCGCAAAAGGGCUGCUUGCGUGGGCUUCGUGGUUUUGCUGUGCCAAGACCCGUCGAAACUGUCGCCGCCGUGGCGGCGGGUAUGGGACGAG
Symbiodinium necroappetens is the source of this 325-nucleotide messenger RNA. The record is from the annotation of a GenBank genome assembly. Lineage: Eukaryota; Dinophyceae; Suessiales; Symbiodiniaceae.